CAAACACAAAGAAACGCAAGAAAAGGUAUAUUCAGUCGGUCCGGUGCGAUGAGCCGUCCACCACCCAGGUAUAUGUAACACUUCCACCAGGCCUGCUUUUACAAAGUUCGGCCGGUUCGGAACGUGUUGGUACUCUCUCCCAGCGGUUCACCGUUCACCACCCUAAAACUCUCCAAUCCAAACCUUCAAACAACCUGAACCAAGAAACGGGCUCAUCGUUACUGAAAGGAAGUUGUAAACCUGGAAUAGGAUGGACGGACAUAGGGCGGUAGAUUAGUCAAUUGGUAAUGGCUGGUGUGCCAACCUGAAAGGGUGGAAGAUGUGAUGGAAGGGUCAUCAGAUGAAGCUAUUCUUGCGAGCGAGGCGACGGGUAUAGCCUUCAUCCCGACAAUCUUGGCAGGCGGUUUUGGUGGGCGGCAGCUUUUCCUCCUGAUAGCCUUGACACACACCACAUCCCCAUGAUAUACGACGCCGCCGUCAUUAUCAAAGACUGUCAAAUCGAGGGCAGAAAGCUUGGGUCAAAAUCACAACACCAAGAGCCAGAGCAUCGAUUCCAGUCAAGCGUCUUGGACUUGCGUACCAGUGUAAGCGGAUCAAGGUCUAUGUCUAAUGGCGAGCUACUAUUUUACAUGUCGCUCCGUCUCUGUAUCCUGCUUCUUCUGGAUAAUCAAUCUUGGGAAGUGUGGUCUUGAGCUUAUAAAGCAUUGUGACAUAUCAGCGUCAAAGGUUACACAAACGAAAUCUAUCUUCUCCCG
Molecule: messenger RNA, 755 nt
Organism: Neurospora crassa OR74A
Lineage: Eukaryota; Fungi; Ascomycota; Sordariomycetes; Sordariales; Sordariaceae
Exons: 2
Coding region: 459-692 (77 amino acids)
Source: RefSeq, a predicted model, not a curated record